UUUCAUUAGUCAUAACAAACAUUUUAGAGAGAGAAGAGUGUGGAACGCCGAGGGCGAACUUGGACGAAGAAAAAAGCGAUUAUCUCUGGACGAUUGUGAAACGCCACUCUAGAAUCGCUGGAAAAAUUGCGAAUUUGGGGCGCUUCCGGUUACGUUACGACUAGUUUGGUUCCAGUUCCGGUGCGGGUGGUAGCGAAGGAAACAUGUUGAACGUUGUUGCGUCGAUUUCGCGAUACCUCUAACCGCGUUAGUUUGAACGAUAAGCGACAACACACCCAUGCAAUCAACCCACCGAAAUCAUCAAAAUUUACACUUGUCCCACGAAAAACUAACAGAAACAUUUACAUUUACUAACAAAUUGCACAUAAUUUGCGAAACGCAAAUUACACCACAACCACCACCAUUCUCCCUAUGCAAAUGGCUUGGCUCGGUAUUGGCGCUUUGGCUUCCGGUUUAGUUCUGCAACGACUGCUGGGCGGCGAUGCACCUCCCAACAAAGUGCAGGAAGUCAAGAACGAAAUGUACAUCAACCUGCAGGUGCUGCACCGAGAUGACGCGAUGCGGCUGUACGCACCCGGAAACGGAAGUGGCGGUGACAAGAAAUCGGUGUACGAGAUUGUGCUGGAGCGACCCCACUCCGAGACGAUCAACACCUCGUACAGUCUAUACCGGGCGGGAACGCAACCCGAAGCCGAGGAGAAAUUCGAAGCCUUCCAUCAGAGACUGCCGGAGCUGGUGAAGAUGAUUCGUGAGAUGUACAACAUCAACGGGCUGCAGAAGCUGUGCGACACGCUGAUCGAGCACCCGUCCUGGUCGUUGGCCCACGUGGUGGCCCACUUUAACCUGGUCGAUUACGUCUCCAACCCGAAGAUUGUGGAAUCGCUGGACGAUCCGGACCAUGCCGAGCUGCUGACGCCGUUGCAGGUCGCCAUCAAGGCCAACAAUCUGGAGAUGGUGAAGGCCCUCUCACCGAUCGCCAAAGCGGAACACCUGGACAACAACAGCAGCAGCGUGUUCCAUUACGCCGCCAGCACGACCAAAGAAAUGAUCAACCUCCUGACGGCGAAAAGCACCGCCAACCUGAACCACUGCAACACCGACGGCUACACGCCGCUGCAUCUGGCCUGUUUGGCCGACAAGCCGGACUGCGUGAAGGCCCUGCUGCUGGCCGGUGCGGACACCAACAAGAUGGCCAAGUGCGCCAGCAACGUGUACAACCGGGCGGCCACCUCGAAACCUUCCUCCGCAGGCAACGUCGCGGACUUUUUGGUGAGUAAUCCGAACAAGCUGUUUACGCAGGACAUGAAGCACGGCGGAACUCCGCUGCACUGGAGUUCGAGCCGUGAAGUGUUGAACUCGUUGAUUGAGCGCGGGUGCGACGUCAAUUUGGUCAACUUUAACGGUCAAACGCCGCUGCACAUGAUGGUGGCCCGGGACCGGCUGGAGUGCGUGGUGGCACUGUUGGCGCACGAGGCGGACAUUGACGUGGUGGACAACAACGGGAACACGCCGCUGCACAUUGCAGUUGAGAAGAAGCUGGUUCCGAUCGUGCAGUGUUUGGUGGUGUUUGGCGCGGACAUUAACAAACCGAAUAAGGAGGGUAAAACGCCGCGGCACAUGGUCGGCAAGGACGAUUCGGGGUCGAAGGACGCGAUGAUUUUGUACAUUUUGCACUCGAUCGGAGCGAAACGAUGCCAGGAUAAUGGUACCAAGUGUCCGCCGGGUUGUUCGGCCAAGGGAACCUACAAUGGGAUUCCGCCGGCACAACCGGAAACCUCGGAACAGCGUGACCACAUAACUCAGGUGUUGGAGCGGACAAGUCGUGGAAAUCAACGGAACAGUAUCCCAAGCAUGAUAUCAAACACGAUCCGAACGGUCCGCGAAGAGAAUCAAGCUCGUGAAGCCAGGGAAGAGCAGAAGAUCGUCGAUACAAGCCAGGAACGGAAAGGAGCCAGCGUGAUGGACGCCCUGCUGGCAAUGUUCACCAACAGCAAGGUGGAAGCGGCCUCGAAGCCGACCUCAUCCGUAUCUUCCUCAAAAGCAGCCUCCCCAACCGGAAGCAGCAAGCGUGAAUUCAUCAACGACGACGAGGACGAUCCGAUGCUGGAAGAACCAACGGUCAAUCCGAUCCACACGGAAACGCCUACCUCAGAGAACUGGCACGGCCGGGGACGGUUGCUCUGCCUGGACGGCGGUGGAAUCCGAGGUCUCGUGCUCGCGCAGAUGCUGCUCGAAAUCGAGAACCUUGCACAAACCCCAAUCAUUCAUCUCUUCGACUGGAUCGCCGGAACCAGCACCGGUGGAAUCCUGGCCCUCGCCCUGGGCUGUGGCAAAACCAUGAAACAAUGCAUGUGUCUGUACCUGCGCAUGAAGGAUCAGGCAUUCGUCGGGUCACGACCAUACCCGAGCGACCUCCUCGAGUCGGUCCUCAAGGAACAGCUCGGCGAGUUCACCGUCAUGACCGACAUCAAGUACCCGAAGCUGAUGGUCACGGGUGUGAUGGCCGACCGCAAGCCCGUAGAUUUGCACAUAUUCCGCAACUACAAGUGCGCCAGUGACUUCCUGGGCAUCGCGACGCCCUCCAACAGCCGACGGCAACCUCCACCCCCGCCCGAGGAUCAACUGGUUUGGAGGGCGGCCCGCGCUACCGGCGCAGCUCCAUCGUACUUCCGCGCCUUCGGACGCUUCCUGGACGGGGGGCUGAUAGCGAACAACCCGACGCUGGACGCAAUCACCGAAAUCCACGAGCUGAACAUGGCGCUGCGAAGUAUUGGCCGCGACGCCGAAGCGGUGCCGAUUUCGGGUGUGGUCUCGCUCGGUACCGGUCUGAUCCCGGUGACGGAAUUGAAGGAAAUUGACGUGUUCCGACCGGACAGUAUAUGGGACACGGCGAAGCUGGCCUACGGAAUCUCCGCUAUCGGAAACCUCCUCGUCGACCAGGCCACCGCUUCGGACGGGCGCGUGGUGGACCGUGCCCGCGCCUGGUGCAGCAUGAUCGGAGUGCCGUACUACCGCUUCAACCCGCAGAUGUCGGUGGACAUUGCGAUGGACGAGAAGAUUGACGAACCGCUCGUCAACAUGAUGUGGGAGGUGAAGGCAUACAUGCACGCGAACCGGCGGAAGGUGAUCGAGAUGAUCAACCAAAUGAAGUGAAGGGAGGGAAGGAGGAUAGAUCGCCACUACAACUGACAAAACCAGAAACAACAACACACUGUUCUCAGAGAAGACAAUACUUGAUCAAAGAUUAAUAAAUCCGUAGGACUAUCAGCAGCAAACAGAUAACAAACAAACCGGAAGUAGUAUAUCGUGUUUUCGCUAUUAUACAGGUACUACAAAUAUAAAUCCACAUUUGAGAGUAAUCCUUUUCGAGAUUUUUCAAACACAAAAAAAAAACAGAUAUCAAAUAUAUUCCAAUAAAGUAAAAUAGUCAAGAAGUACAACGAUAGACUUACACAAAGCAGAGUGGAGAGCGAACGCGAAGAAGAAAAAAAAGGCUUCAUUUUUAACAUUUAUUGGUGUGUAUUGCCACGAAGAAACUUGUCAUCAGAAUAUUGUUCGAUUUUUGUUGUCUCGUUGAUGUGUGAAACUAAUUGUUAUUGGCUAACUUUACGCCACCAACUCGAAAUGAUAGUGGUGUGGCAAGAAGCUUCCCGUUUUUGUAACAGAAAUGCGUUCGUUGUUACUCAUUAUACAAAUAA
Molecule: messenger RNA, 3698 nt
Organism: Culex pipiens pallens (northern house mosquito)
Lineage: Eukaryota; Metazoa; Arthropoda; Insecta; Diptera; Culicidae
Gene: iPLA2-VIA
Product: 85/88 kDa calcium-independent phospholipase A2
Exons: 10
Coding region: 412-3153 (913 amino acids)
Biological process (GO): lipid metabolic process; positive regulation of ceramide biosynthetic process
Cellular component (GO): mitochondrion
Molecular function (GO): protein binding
Source: RefSeq, a predicted model, not a curated record